AUGCCGUCAAGACCCUUCCCUCCCACUAGUCCCAGCAAAACCAAGACCCUCUUCCUAGCACUCACCAUUUCAGCUUGUGUUGUGAUUCUCUGCUCAAUCCUCUACUUCCUCUACCAUCUGUGGCUUUCUCUUGUUCACAGAGCUAAGACUAUCCCCUUUGAUGCAAGUGCUCCCUUGAAGCUCCAAAGGUUCUCCUACAAAGAUUUAAAACAAGCCACCAAUGACUUUGCCACUGUCAAUGUAAUUGGCAAAGGCGGCUCUGGCACUGUUUUCAGAGGAGUACUUAAAGACGGCAAGUUAAUUGCCAUCAAGCGCCUGGACGCAUUGUCUUUGCAGUCAGAGAGAGAGUUUCAAAACGAGCUGCAGAUUCUUGGAGGGUUAAGGUCACCAUUCUUGGUGACCCUGUUGGGUUACUGUGUGGAAAAGAACAAAAGAGUGCUGGUGUAUGAGUAUAUUACCAACAGAAGCUUGCAGGAGUCCCUCUUCGGAGAUGGGGGUUUGAGUUUGAGUUGGGAGAGCAGGUUUUGUAUAAUAUUGGAUGUUGCUAGAGCUUUGGAGUUCUUGCACCUUGGAUGUGAUCCUCCAGUGAUCCAUGGUGAUAUCAAGCCAAGCAAUGUUCUGCUUGAUGCCGACUGGCGUGGGAAGAUCUCUGACUUUGGCUUGUCAAGGAUAAAGGUGGAGGGUGAGUUUGGUGUUGACUUGUUUAGCCAAGACCUGGGGAGGAGCCAGGAUCUAUGGAAAAGCCAAGAGCUUUCAGGUAAUUUGACUAAUUUGACUGCAGAAACUCCUGCUAUUGGUACUCCAGUUGAGAGUGUUAGUGAAGUAGAUUUUGCUCUAGCUUUGCAAGCUUCUUCUUCAUCUAAAAAUAGUAGGACUUGCUUUAAUGUUAAAGCUUUGAACUUGAAUUCUUUGAAUUAUAAUGCCAAUAUUGCCAGUGAAAGUGAAAUCAGGAGUGUAAAUGCAAAGGGUAAGGAAAUUUCAGCUUUGGAUAGGGAUGAUUGGAAUGGUAAGUUCUUUCCUUAUGAUGAUGAGCUUUCUAGCAUUGAUUAUAGUAAGGAGUUAACAGUGAAUGCUUCUCCUCUGGUGGAUGAUGAGAAGGCAAAUGGGACACAAUGGGGAAAGGACUGGUGGUGGAGACAGGAUGGAAGCGGAGAGUUAUGUAGUAAAGACUACGUUAUGGAGUGGAUAGGGAGUCAGAUUUGUCCAUCAAACCCUGAUUGGGAUCAUGGUAAAAACAAUGUUCAUGAGAAAGUGGAGUUGGAAAAUUCAGGUCCAAAGGAUAAAGACCAUGAUGCAAUUGCACCCCAAUCCCAGGUGUUAGGAAUAGGACACAAUACUACAGAUAAUGGUGUUGAGAAAAAAGACUCAAGGGGAAAGAAAAAUCACAAAAAGAAACACCGGAAGAUGCAAGAGUGGUGGAGAGAAGAGCAUCUCGCUGAAUUAAGCAAGAAGACCAAUAAACUGAAAAAUCUUCAUACGAAAUGGAAGAAAGGCAUGAAAGUGCCCCAUUUUGGUUUGGGUAGAAGGUUUUAUCUUUGCAGGCGUAGUAAGUAUGGAGAGGAAGGUGAGGAUGAAUGUGAUCAAAAUGGGGAGUUUAGCUUCAGAAGAGGCUGGAAGAAGAAAAGUACUCGUUCCAUUGGAAGUGACAUGUGGAGUGGAGAUCUUUUCAGCCGCGAGCUCAGCAGCACAACUAGCAUGCGAGGGACACUCUGUUAUGUGGCACCAGAAUAUGGAGGGUGUGGAUUCUUGAUGGAGAAAGCUGAUAUUUAUAGUUUUGGAGUUUUGAUUCUUGUAAUUGUGUCAGGUAGGAGGCCCUUACAUGUUCUUGCAUCACCCAUGAAGCUAGAGAAAGCUAACCUAAUAAGCUGGUGUAGACACUUGGCUCAAACUGGUAACAUUUUAGAACUAGUGGAUGAGAGAUUGAAAGAAGACUACAACAAGGACCAAGCAAGCCUGUGUAUCAAUUUGGCCCUCACCUGCUUACAGAAAAUUCCUGAGUUGAGGCCAGAUAUUGGGGAUAUUGUUAAGAUUUUGAAGGGUGAGAUGGAUCUUCCACCACUUCCAUUUGAGUUCUCCCCUUCUCCACCUUCCAAACCAUACGGAAAAUCAAGAAGAAAACAGAAGAGCACUGCAGAAUAG
Molecule: messenger RNA, 2139 nt
Organism: Sphenostylis stenocarpa
Lineage: Eukaryota; Viridiplantae; Streptophyta; Magnoliopsida; Fabales; Fabaceae
Source: the annotation of a GenBank genome assembly